GCCCCUGACCGCAUCGCUCCAAUGGAUUGCGCAAAAGUGCCACGUACUCAAGUACUCAACACGUAUGUACUAUACUAGUUGGCAUGCGUCUUAGCACGCCGUUUGCUUGCAGUUUAUAUAUGCUGAGAUCAUCAUCAUACUGGUUGGCACCUCUCGCGUGUUGUCAGCAACGCCCAUAUCUAGUCGAAUCUGUUCUCCCUGACCGCCGCCUAGACGAUGGUGCAAAAUACUCAGGCUGCCGCAGGCGUCGCGACAAGCUCGCUGCGAGCGCGAUCUCCGCACCCUGCAGAGACACCAACAACCAAAACACAACAGGGCUCUGAGUCCAUUGAGCUCGCCGACCUGCGCACCAAUGAGGACAGGUCAUCAGAUUCAAAGCAAGAUGGGACCGCAACUUCACAGGCCGCGGGGAGUCUAUCCGAAGUGGACCCGCGCAUUUUGCGCCGGAAAGCGAAUAUUCAUUUCGCUGCUAUGUGCUGGUCGAUGUUCCUGGCGGGUUGGAACGACGGAACGACGGGUCCUUUACUGCCCCGCAUACAGGAGGUGUACCAUGUAAAUUUUACGAUAGUGUCCCUCAUCUUCGUCUUCGCCUGCUUGGGUUUCAUCACCGCCGCAGCUGCGAACGUCGCCUUGACAGACCGCUACGGAUUUGGCUGGGUCAUGGUAAUAGGUUCGAUCGCUCAAAUGGUAGGGUAUGCAUUUGAGGCAUCCGCCCCGCCGUUCCCCGUCUUCGUAUUGGGUUAUUGCAUCAAUGGGUUCGGCAUGUCGCUCCAGGAUGCAGGAGCAAACGGCUAUGUCAGCAGUUGGAACGAGGCCACCGAGACCAAGAUGGGCAUCAUGCACGCGGUAUAUGGACUUGGCGGACUCUGCUCUCCCCUGGUCGCAACUCAGUUCUCCGGGCAGCGUCACUGGUCAUUCCACUACUUGACGUCGCUGGGAGUCGCUUCCAUUAACACCGCUGUCCUGGUAGCAGUGCUCCGCUUCCGGAAUCAGGAUGAAUGCCUCGCCGAGAUCGGACAACAACCGCCAGAGACGACGUCGGGGAGUAACGAAGGGAAGUAUAGACAGAUCUUCCGCCUGCGCGCCCUCCAUCUCCUUGCGUUGUUCAUCUUCAUAUAUGUCGGUAUCGAAGUUACUGUCGGAGGAUGGAUCGUCACGUACGUAAUUGAUGUACGCGCCGGCGGCCCGUCCUCUGGUUAUAUUUCGUCUGGUUUCUUCGGAGGGCUGACCCUCGGUCGCGUCGCCCUUCUCUGGGUAAACAAGGCGGUCGGCGAGCGCUAUGUCAUCUUCAUCUACGUCCUCCUCGCCAUCGGGCUCGAGCUCAUCGUCUGGUUCGUGCCUUCGCUCAUCGGGGGCGCCGUCGCCGUCGCCUUCGUCGGCGUCGUCUUAGGGCCCAUCUACCCGAUCGUGAUGAACCAUUCAGGGCGCAUCCUCCCGCCGUGGCUCCUCACGGGCUGCAUCGGAUGGAUCGCGGGCUUCGGCCAAGCGGGCAGCGCGUUCCUGCCGUUCUUGACGGGCUUGCUGGCCAGCAGGGAGGGAAUAAAGACUCUGCAGCCGUUGUUGGUGUCGAUGAUGGGUUUCCUGUUCUGCUUGUGGGCGAUCGUGCCGAAUCAUGCGCGCAAAGUUGAUUGAUCAUGGGAAGAUUGGGUACCCUGUAUUUUAACCUUUGGGCAGGCGUAGACCAAAUCGUGCAUGCAGUACGCAGGCGACACUACGAAUGUGACUAUGGGUGUCCACCAGAUGUAUUUGGGACCCGUGGCCUGUUGACAUGUGUCUUGGAAAACGGUUCAGUAAUUCGCUUCUUGCUUGCUUGUGCCGUAUGUAGGCUCCGACAUUACUGAGCUAUCUCACCGCCGUUGAGUAGGAAAGGGCCGCCGAUGGCGUCGUGCGAAAUGCUC
Rhodofomes roseus is the source of this 1898-nucleotide messenger RNA. Its product is annotated as MFS general substrate transporter. The transcript is spliced from 13 exons. Gene Ontology annotation, cellular component: membrane. The record is from RefSeq and is a predicted model, not a curated record. The coding region runs from base 217 to 1632 and encodes 471 amino acids. Gene Ontology annotation, biological process: transmembrane transport. Gene Ontology annotation, molecular function: transmembrane transporter activity. Lineage: Eukaryota; Fungi; Basidiomycota; Agaricomycetes; Polyporales; Fomitopsidaceae.